This is a messenger RNA of Orussus abietinus, 3049 nucleotides long. It is a transcript of the gene ABCB7, whose product is annotated as ATP-binding cassette sub-family B member 7, mitochondrial. The record is from RefSeq and is a predicted model, not a curated record. Bases 190 to 2427 code for a protein of 745 amino acids. The transcript has 12 exons. NCBI's taxonomy places the organism in Eukaryota, Metazoa, Arthropoda, Insecta, Hymenoptera, Orussidae. Gene Ontology annotation, cellular component: mitochondrial inner membrane. Gene Ontology annotation, molecular function: ATP binding; ATP hydrolysis activity; ABC-type transporter activity. Gene Ontology annotation, biological process: intracellular iron ion homeostasis; transmembrane transport.
UGUCGCCUUUGGGACGUCGUUUCAUGAACCGAUAGAUAACUGCGGAAAGCAAUUAUUAAUGCAAUUAGUUAUGGACUUGUGGUUGGCAGGCACGAGUUAGGCGGCAGGAAUUUCUACAAAGAUGGCGCCACGCGCAGGCGCGAAGUGCGGAAGUGAUGCCCUCUUAGCAGUGCGGAGCUCGUCAAGAAAAUGUGGGGUAUCGUUUUGUCUGCUCGUCUGCUGCGAUUUCGACGUAAUGGCACGAGUUUCCUUAAUUCCACGGUGGCAUACACGACCUGCAGGAAAGGCCAGCUGAUAUUCUGCAGAGGAACCCAAUAUUAUAUCUCCAAGUUUACCUGCCCCAUAUCCGUUACUGGAAUAAGGUGUUGCAGCGGUAAUGUACUGGACCGAGCACAGAAGAAAAAAAAUGUGCCACAGGUUCAGUCCGUGGUUACACCGGUUAAGUUCGCACUGGUGGUCGCGGGGAUUACUGGCGCAAAACCAGGACAACAGAAGCGAAAUUGUUUUCAUCCUGGAGUAUCCAACCUGAGUAGAGAAGGUGUCAAUUUUCAGGACAGUCCACCCGUCACUAGCACGGAUAUGAUAAAAGCUAUGCUCGCCUACAUCUGGCCUAAGGACGACCCUGAUAUACGGAAUCGAGUUAAAGUCGCCGUUGGCCUGCUGGUCGGGGCGAAACUCUUGAAUGUCGGUGUGCCAUUUCUUUUCAAGUACGCAGUAGACUUGUUGAAUGCGCAAACGAUGACAGCGACCGGCGAAGCCGCCCUGAAUUUAGCGACAGCCCCUGCGACCCUGGGCACGGCAGGAGUGUCGUUACUCCUUGGAUAUGGCAUCGCUCGGGCUGGUGCUGCCGGCUUCAACGAGCUGCGAAACGCUGUGUUCGCCAAGGUGGCUCAGCACUCCAUUCGCAAGAUAGCGAAAAACGUGUUCCUGCACCUACAUAACCUAGAUUUGGCUUUUCACCUGAGCAGACAGACUGGAGCCCUCUCGAAGACGAUCGACAGAGGAAGUCGAGGGAUUAACUUCGUACUGUCGGCUAUGGUGUUCAACGUGGUGCCCACGAUCUUUGAGUUGGCUUUAGUCAGUUCGAUCCUGGGCCUGAAGUGCGGAGGAGAGUUCGCAGCCAUCGCAGUGGGUUGCGUAAGCGUUUAUACACUGUUUACUCUGGCUGUGACUCAAUGGAGAACCAAAUUUCGUGUUUACAUGAACCAAGCAGAGAACGAAGCUGGGAAUAAGGCGAUCGAUUCUCUGAUCAACUACGAGACGGUGAAGUACUUCAACAACGAAAAAUUCGAAGCCGAAAGAUACGACCAGUCUUUGAAGAAAUACGAAGCUGCUUCCUUGAAGACCAGCACUAGUCUUGCCAUGCUCAAUUUUGGACAACAAGCGAUAUUUAGCGGUGCCUUGAGUUUGAUAAUGAUACUCGCUGCCAGAGAUAUCGUCGCUGGCAACAUGACCGUCGGUGACCUGGUGAUGGUGAAUGCGUUGCUGUUUCAACUCUCGGUGCCCUUAGGGUUUCUGGGAUCUGUAUAUAGAGAAGUGAGACAAGCAUUCAUCGACAUGCAAACCAUGUUUACAUUAAUGACUAUGCCGCCUGCUGUUACGAAUAAGCAGCAUGCCGUUCCAUUCUCCAUAAGCCCGAACAACUCCGAGAUAAAAUUCGAUCACAUUAAUUUUCAAUACGUCGAAGGCAAGAAAAUCUUCGACGACAUGACAUUCACGAUCCCAAGUGGCAAGAAGGUAGCCAUCGUGGGAGGUUCUGGCUCGGGGAAGACGUCUGUGGUGCGAUUGUUGUACCGAUUUUUCGAACCUCAAAGUGGAUGCAUAAGUAUCAACGGUCAGAACAUCGAAGAGGUCGAUUUGGACGACCUGAGACAAUCUAUCGCCAUUGUGCCUCAGGACUCGGUUCUAUUCCACGAGACCAUAUUUUAUAACCUCCAUUACGGGAAUCUACGCAAGCCGAAGGAAGCUGUUUACGAAGCCGCGAGAAUGGCCAAUUUACACGAGUCUAUUCUGAAGUGGCCAAAGGGCUACGACACUCCGGUUGGAGAGCGAGGAUUGAAAUUAAGCGGAGGUGAGAAACAAAGAGUCGCUAUUGCUCGAGCGAUCUUGAAGGGUAGUCCGAUAUUGAUAUUCGACGAAGCCACGUCGUCCCUGGACUCUAUAACGGAACAGAAUAUAUUGGAGGCGCUACGUCGAGCGACGAGCGGCAGGACUUCCAUUGUCAUAGCGCAUCGUCUUUCGACGGUAAUGGACGCUGAUGAGAUUCUGGUCCUGGGAAGUGGGAAAUUGGUGGAAAGAGGAACGCACACCGAGCUUCUGGCGAUGCCGGAUUCGAUGUACAAUAAAUUAUGGGAAGCUCAGCAUGCAGGAGUCACGAAGCACAGCGAGGGACGCGAUAGUAAAAUCAGGACCGGUGGCAGUGCAUAAGACCUGUGAUAAUGGUAACACAUUGUUCGUUAGUAGCCUCGGUUAUAUAUUUUAAACAUGGAACGGAAAUUACUUAGAUUUACGUAGCUGUAAGAUGAAAGUAUUUCGAUACGGAUUAGGGUAAGGAAUCUGAGGACGAUGGAUUUAUUUUUAACGGUACCUUAAAUUAUUCACAUAGUUACACUCCGAGUCAGACUUUGCAAUAAUUUAGCUGGCAUGCAUUGCAAAAAAGUGUAUAUAGACCGUAAAUUGUUAAUGUUGACGCUAACAUUGUUAUUUCGCGGUAAGGCAGUGGCGUUAUUGUAAAUAUGUAGACAUCCUGUUAGUAGCCGAUAAGUUGUACCACGACUGUAGUAUUUUCAAACUACCAAUGUUCAUCGGUGACUCAUCCUACGACUCUAUGGAAGAUGCUGGCAUCCUUCAUCUAUUUUAUGGCAUUAUAACGUUAAAGUACUCGCAAAUAUCGACAUAACUUCCCUCAAGCUGACAAAUUUGAAAGAUACUCUGUACACAUAAUGCUAUGUUUAUGCACCGAAAGGUGACAGUCUUCGGUGAAUACUGCCAAGGCGGCUUGCCAUGAUACAUGUACGAUUCCAAGAAUAAAUGCAGUUGCAAAACAUGA